This is a messenger RNA of Melopsittacus undulatus (budgerigar), 996 nucleotides long. RefSeq names its product complement factor properdin (gene CFP). The record is from RefSeq and is a predicted model, not a curated record. NCBI's taxonomy places the organism in Eukaryota, Metazoa, Chordata, Aves, Psittaciformes, Psittaculidae. Bases 1 to 996 code for a protein of 331 amino acids. The transcript has 7 exons.
AUGCUGGGUGCAUUGGGUGCCAUCGGCCUCGGCUCGUGGGGUCCCUGGACCCCCUGGACCUCCUGCUCAGUGACCUGUGGGGAGGGCACAGCCCUGAGGGGCAGGAGCCUCAGCCCCAUAGACGGACAGGAGCAGAGGGACUGGGAGCUGAGGGCCUGUGAGGAGCAGUGCUGCCCUGAGCCCGGGGGCUGGACCACGUGGUCGCCGUGGGGCAGCUGCUCGGUCACGUGUGGGGCAGGGACGCAGGGGCGGAGCCGCGCAUGCGCUGACCCCGCCCCCCGCUGCGGGGGGGGCUGCGGAGCUGGAGGGGCCGAGGAGAAGAGGGAGUGUGAGGGGGAGACACCAACGUGUCCUGUUGACGGCUCGUGGGGCCCAUGGGGUCCGUGGGGCUCCUGCAGCGUCACGUGCCGGGGGGCGGGGCCGGGCCCGGCGCGCAUGCGCAGCCGCCGCUGCGACUCCCCCCCCCCCCUCCGCGGAGCCUCCCGGCCGCGCAUGCAGGACGGCGCCUGGGGGGCGUGGUCUGAGGCCACGCCCUGCUCGGUGACGUGCGGGCUGGGCGUGGUCACGCUGCGGCGCGCCUGCGACGCCCCGCCCCCUAGGCACGGCGGCCGCGGUUGCCAAGGCAACAGCACCCGGCGCAUGCUCUGUGGGCCGCACGGGGCGUGUCCAGAGGAGCAGCAUUGGGGUCUAUGGGGCGCAUGGACCCCCUGCGAGCAGCGGCCAUGGGGCUCCAUAAGCUGUGGGGCUAUGGUGGGAAGGCAGCGACGGACCCGACAAUGUGUGGGGCUGAGGCCUGGGGGUCCCCCCUGCCCCAUAGAUAAUGGGGUCAGCACCAUCCAGCUCCGGGCCUGCUAUAAUGUGCAUCAAUGCAUCUUGCCUGGGAACUGGUCAGACUGGAGCCCAUGGGGCCUCUGCACCCCCCCAUGUGGGGCCAGCCCCACACGGAAGCGGGUCCGGGAAUGUCAGCCCAUAUAUCCCCCUUACCCGUAUGUAUAG